This is a messenger RNA of Candidozyma haemuli, 1497 nucleotides long. RefSeq lists its product as uncharacterized. The record is from RefSeq and is a predicted model, not a curated record. The coding region runs from base 1 to 1497 and encodes 498 amino acids. The transcript has a single exon. Lineage: Eukaryota; Fungi; Ascomycota; Pichiomycetes; Serinales; Metschnikowiaceae.
AUGCACCGCUACGCUUCUAAAACCCUUAAACGAAAGCGAGGCUUUUAUUUCAAAAAGAGCUACCACCGUCAGUGCUCUUCUUUGUUGGAUGUCUCACAUUCAGGUUGCAACCAGUUACCUACACCGAAAUCACCAGAAAGUGAAGAUUCGACAGAUUUUCUGUUAUUUAAUGACUUUGCAGCUUAUACGUCGUUUGUGGUGGAGUCGCCUAACUAUGACGUUCUUCCAGACGACGAAUGUCGACUCUUGCAUACUUCAUCUACUAUAUCCACAGUGAACGAAGGUACUCCUGUUCUUCUCAAUAAGGAAAGGGAAUUGGAGCCGUUUCCAGUUUUGAUGGAGAAGCCGUUGGUGACUUUCCAGCCAAAGCUAAGAAUUACUACGGCAGAUCGGUGGCACUUGAGAGAACUUGAACGGUUAUACUAUUCAAAGAACGUAUGGAAGUACCAUCGACUUCGCUCAGUGGGAUUCGACUGGAAAAGACUAAGGGCUAGAAUUAGAGACUACGUGAAGAGUACGAGGCAAACUCAGGAAGUUGUGUUCCCUACAAAACGUAUUAAAGCGGUUCAUGUUGACUGUUUCUGGCUGUUAGAGAACUCAUCCGAGGAUGAAAGUAUAACCGGUACGCCUAUUAUCAUGCCAAAGGUAAGAACAAAGUCGAAGAAGCAGGAGAGCAGGAAUAGUGGGAAGGAACUGAAUGUUUCGUUAGAACGGUAUGACAUUCUUGACUUGAUCCAGGAUAUGCCUUCCUUAAGCACCAAACCGCUCCUUAACGUCAAAGCAAACGUACUUCUGCCACUGACUUACCAGACACUGGCUUCCUGGAACUUGGUAAGACCCAAUUCAAACACAUGGAGUGAGUCUUCCUACAUUCUGGAUAAGUCUUUUCCUGAUGCUGUUUCAGGACUUGUUUUGGAAGACAGGUAUGGGAAGUUGAUUCGGGACAUCUUAGAGGGCAAGAGUAAGGAGGUAAAACUGGAGUCUGAAGAUAAACUAAUUUCAAAGAAAGCUUACCUUGAUCUUGGGAACGCCAUUGAAUUAGGACGCAAGGCGAGUAAGGUGGUAAAGGACAUGCAAGAUUCCUUCCAAAAACAAAUCCCAUUUGGCAUUUCUUCAGCAAUUUAUGAUCAACACUUGGGAGUAGAAGUAUCCAGCUUGAAGCACUACUGGUCAUGGAUCCUUCCAGGAAGUGAAUCAUCUGCCAAUCUCAAAACCAAUGUACGUCUUGGCACCCUGGGCCAUAUCCAAGUCCACAUUUCCAUGGAAGGGCAAGCAGGCACAAAAACAGAAGAAGACCCUCAGAAAUCACGUCAAUCCAGUUUAUCUACUCUGAACGAGGCCUUUCCUCAUCCCAAGAGGCUGACUUGGGCAGAUAAGCUUUGUUCUGUGGCAGAUGAGCUUUUGCAGACAGCACAGGAGAUCUUGGAAGAUAAAGGGGAGGACCAUGACGAAGAAGAGGAAGAAAAUGAUUCUACCAGUGAUUUAAUAGAGCUUUGA